AUGAAACUGGGGUAUAAGCACCCGAACGGUUUACCAACGUUACUACAUUUAUCGCAAGUUUGUCUAAAGAGAAAUUUAACCCAAAUACAAGAUGUAGGAGCCACGCCAUAUCAUUUGUUGGAGCCUGUUUUAUUGCUAAUGUCAUCGAGGCAACUAAACCAACUUGAAAACUUGUCCACACAAUUAAUGCCACAAAGCGAUAAGUUAUGGAAGUAUUUGAUUGAGAAGGAUUUCUCUGACCGGCCUCUUGAGUUGGGUCUUGCAAAUGCAAAUAUGGAUAUGCCCUAUAAAUCAUUGUACUAUAAGUACUUUGAGCAAAGAGAUGAGUUUAGAAGAAACUCGGUAAAAAGACUUCGACAUAUGCAACAGUCAUUAAUGAAGGAGAAAACAAAGAAUAAAGUUGUUGCGGUGAACGGCGUGUUGAGAGAUCCGUCGAGGAAAACAAGACCUCAACACAGUGAAAUAAGAAGACGCAUGGUAAAUAAGAAUACAAUUAUGGCAAGAGCUACGAGAGAUGUGAUGACUAGGUCCUUGAUGUUUGGUAAACUGCCACAACGACGAUACGAUCCUUAUAGUGCAUUUGAUAUCAAAAAUUUGCCCAUCGAAACUUUGAUAAGAGUGCCUGUUAAGAAAUCAACUUUGGGUAUCUCAAACAUUUCAAAAAACGUCUCAAAAGAUACUUUAAAAAGGGACAAUGUCUCAAAAGACACCCCAAAAAGGGACAAUGUCUCAAAAGAUACUUCAAAAAGGGACAACGUUUCAACCCUAGCGUCGACGCAAGAGCAAGCACAGGUACAGACGCAGACAAAGUCAAAGACAUUAGCGCCACCAUUGCCAUUACCACCACCAUCUGAAUUUGAAACGAUCAAGAAAAGACGACGGCAGCAACAGCAACAGCAAUCAACAUCUAUUUUCCUUCACAAACGAAGAAAGCCAAGUACAUCCCCGAUAAAAAAGGUAAAUAAACUACCAGAGCCUCGCAAACAAGAAGCUCCAAGUAAAAUCAAGCCCAUCAAAUCCUCCCUUUUCAGUUAG
Molecule: messenger RNA, 1035 nt
Organism: Lodderomyces oxycetoniae
Lineage: Eukaryota; Fungi; Ascomycota; Pichiomycetes; Serinales; Debaryomycetaceae
Gene: ELA1
Product: elongin A
Exons: 1
Coding region: 1-1035 (344 amino acids)
Biological process (GO): transcription elongation by RNA polymerase II
Cellular component (GO): nucleus; elongin complex
Source: RefSeq, a predicted model, not a curated record